Molecule: messenger RNA, 1917 nt
Organism: Arvicanthis niloticus (Nile rat)
Lineage: Eukaryota; Metazoa; Chordata; Mammalia; Rodentia; Muridae
Source: RefSeq, a predicted model, not a curated record
GCCUUUGGCUUCUUUGUUCCAGGCUACACUCCUGGCACACCUUACAAAGUGUCCUGUUCCCCAACCAGCGGAGCUGUGCCACCAUACUCCUCCUCCCCCAAUCCUUACCAGACGGCUGUGUACCCAGUGAGAAGUGCCUACCCCCAGCAGAGCCCGUAUGCCCAGCAAGGCACGUACUAUACACAACCUCUGUAUGCAGCACCUCCUCAUGUCAUUCACCACACCACGGUGGUGCAGCCCAAUGGCAUGCCAGCAACGGUCUACCCUGCUCCCAUCCCGCCUCCUAGAGGCAGCGGGGUUACCAUGGGCAUGGUUGCUGGGACCACGAUGGCCAUGUCAGCAGGUACCCUGCUGACUGCUCAUUCUCCAACUCCUGUAGCCCCUCACCCGGUCACUGUCCCCACGUACCGAGCCCCAGGAACACCCACCUACAGCUAUGUGCCCCCGCAGUGGUGAUUGCCCUGCAAAUUAAUAUUUGAGGAUGGAGCUGUGCAGUCACUUCAUUGAGUUUCACAGCUGGUGCUGCAGGCCUUGUGCCUCCAACCAGGACUUUCUUCUUAAUGCUCCGACACUUAGCUAAACACGACUGCGUCCCAGCCCAGCAGGUCCCAGCUCGCUAGUCUCCAGCUAACUCUGUGGGUUGGUUUUAAAGCAAAUCCUGUUUUGUGGACUGCCUGGCAAAUUUUUUAGCUAACUGUAAUGAUAAAAAAGGGAGUAUUACUCUAUUCUGAAUCAUAUCUAGUUGAAUGCAUGUUUAUCAAAACAAAAACAAAGCUUGCUCAAUCUACCUGCAGUGACUGAUGCAAAACCAUCAUAUGCAAAACCCAAAGGACUGGACCGUGUUCACAGCCUGUUACUCACGCACUUCUCUGAUGUAUGCUGAGUCUCAGUUACACUUGUGCAAGGGAUGUCCUCACGGGAGUGUGAGGAGUACUGGAGGGCACUCCUAGGGUGCUGGGGUUGCCAGUUAUGGACACAGACUUGUAGCUUUCAGCAGCCUGUUUUUUGGCACUGACUGACUGAUCCUGGAGGGAGCUGCAGGGACUGGGGGAGAGAGAGAGAGAGAGAGAGACUGAGCUCCAGAUAGCAGCAGCAGGGAUAGUGGGGCCCCCUCUCCUUCAUUUCAGCUAGAGUGUGCUCUGGGAAGCAGGGAUCUACCUGACGCUUAUCAGGAAAUAGAGGAGCUUGGUGACCAGUCCAGCAGGGGUGAAGAAUGGUCUAUAUGUCAGAGCAGUGUCUGCCAUCUGAGUUUCCGCUGUAUGUCUUACAUGAUGAUGUUUUGUGUAUCUGUUGGGACUGUUGGAAAAGUCCAUUGUAGAAGUAAAUUGUCUUCCUAGGAGGGAAGAUGUCAAAGAGAAGCAGCCACACUGAGGCAGUGUUGCCUUUUGCUUUAUUUUGCUUAGGGAACCAUUCCUUUUUUCCUCUGAGAAUAAUUGCGUCAGCUAAAGACACAGGCACUGCUGUAUUCUCCCACAAAGACUUCAGCUCUGUGCUGUGGAGAGUGUUGUACAUUUAAGACUGGUUACAAGGGAAUACGUGUAUUUUUAGUUCUCAUGUUUCUUGUAGAGAAGCAGGGCUGUGAUUAUGUCUAAAAAUGUAGAGAUGAUGUAGCUUGACUUGGGGUCUUUGACCUGAGGAUGACCUGCCCUCUGUGACUAGUGGGGUGAGGCUAGGGAAGCCUGCAUAAUGGCACUCAGUACCAAGCAGAUGUGGAAAGCAGAAAGGAAGGGCCAGGCAGUUGAGGAAUGCGCUUGCCUGGAAGACUCUAUGGUGGGAAAGAUUUUGAGUGUGUACAUAAGAAAUCACGAGGGUUCUUUUUGCCUGAUUAUGCCCCACCUGAAUCUGUGAGAGUGUUUUGUUCAGUGUGGGUCAGAGGGGCAGGGCAUGAGGACCUCUCUGGGGUCUUGUCAAUUGGGG